Salpingoeca rosetta is the source of this 1773-nucleotide messenger RNA. RefSeq lists its product as uncharacterized. NCBI's taxonomy places the organism in Eukaryota, Choanoflagellata, Craspedida, Salpingoecidae. The transcript is spliced from 5 exons. Bases 1 to 1773 code for a protein of 590 amino acids. The record is from RefSeq and is a predicted model, not a curated record.
AUGUACACGCGGAAUACGAGUGUGCCGGUCCUGAGCACCUAUCUCAAGAACGCCGCGCUUCUCCUUGACAAAUCGGGCGCAACCGUCUGCUUCGACGCCAGCGAAUCGGCGGUUGUGGACGCGUGGACGUCACUGGACACCGAGUAUGAAGUGUGUUUCUCAAGUACAAAGUGCAUUACAGCUGCGGCCCCUUCACGAUGGACAGCGAAAGCAAAGCCCGCAAUUGCCGUGGACUGGCAGCGUCUCGCGCUGAUGGUCUCUGCUGGUGGAGUGCUGUUGCUUAUCGUUUCCAUCACGCUUGGUGUCGUCGCGUGCAACCGCAGCUGCCGUGUGAAACAGCUUCGACAGGAGCUUGCUGCUGCCGACACCUUUGGUGACUCAACAAAGCAACACAACGCCUCGCUCUCAAGCAGCGGUGACCCUCCAGCACAGGUUUACUCACGGCUGCAAUCUCGUCGCGAUCAGGAUGACAAAUUCAAGCAAGGGACGGCAGGCAACCGAAGUGGACCAUACUACUCCAACAUCGUGCCAAACUCCAGCUUGCGUCAGCAGCAGCGCCAGCACCUGCAAUCCACACGUGGCGCGGGCAGUCGUCGACAGGAACAAGGCGGACACGCCGCCGCAAACAUCUACGCCACCGUUCCGCUUGUACAUGAGUAUGACAACCCCAACACCGGCAUUGCCACGUAUCAAGAGAUUGGGGACACGGCUGAUGCGCGCGCCCACGCAAUCUACAGCGAGAUUGGAGGCAACGGCGCCGGCGUGUCUGUGGCCUUGCACAGCAACCUGGCAUACGCACCUGUGCUGACAACGCCCGCGUACACACAAAUGGACCCCGCGCACCCACACACGCGAAGGGCGCGCGCCUGUUCCCUGGACACGGCGAAGCAGCAUGCAGCAUACAUGGUCAUGUCACCACUCGUCACUGGCUCUGGUUCUGGUGCGUACCUUGACAUUGAGCCAACACCGGCCCAUCGCGCCACAUGUGGCGAGGAAGGCACGGGUGCGCUCACUUUUGGCGAGAGCGUGCGACGCCCGACAAUACGCAGAGACAGCGGAAGGCGGUGGUCAUUCCCUGGUCUGCACGCCGUACAGAAGAUGUCAGCCCACCAGCACAGGGCAGCGGCGCAAGGGCAGCAGGCGACAGAGGCACCGCGCGCAGUCGUCGACGCGUACAUUGAUGUUGAAGAUGUUGGCAUUGGUGCAGCUUCUUCCUCAACUUCAUCGGGGUUGCCUGCCCCACCCGCACUCCAGCCAAGACAGGCCAGCACGGCCGUGUCAGGCAUCGACUCACCGUCAACACGUGACAACCAACAGCAACCGUCGUCUGCACACACGGCACCAGUUGUUCCCAUUCCAUCACCGCCGCCACCACCACCGCUCCCACAAGCGGGUGUAGGUACAGCAGCCGCCGCAAUCACAGCCAGUGCCACCAGCACUGCUGGCGCCACAAGAGGCGGUGGUUCAAACCCAGGCGUGGGCGUGCUGUCGCCACCACUACCUGCGUCUGCUGCAGCUGCUGUGGAGACAGCGACGGCAUUUGCGCGCGUGAACCACUUGCACCAGCGCUCGAUGAUGCAGCGAAGACGAGAUGGUGGCAACGACGACGACGACGACAACGACGACGACGACGACAACGACGAUGGGGACGGUGGUGGUGGUGGUGAUGUGGUUGAUGCAGACGACGCUGGUUGCGAUGAUGCGACACAAGGUGGGCAGAUUGGCGCUUACGAUGCCGUAGUGGCGGAGGAGGGCGAGCUGACACUCGAAUGA